Molecule: messenger RNA, 1720 nt
Organism: Macrosteles quadrilineatus (aster leafhopper)
Lineage: Eukaryota; Metazoa; Arthropoda; Insecta; Hemiptera; Cicadellidae
Exons: 5
Coding region: 31-648 (205 amino acids)
Source: RefSeq, a predicted model, not a curated record
CUAAAUUUCCGUCGGGCUGAUUGCAGGUAGAUGCAGGCAUUUCGGUCAUACAUGCACACUCUCUACGAAUGUGAUGAUCCAAUGAAGAGCAUCGAGAAAGAAGGGAGUCGAUUGAACCACCGGAAGGACUCUCUUCCUGCCCAGGAUGUCUGUGACGUAACUCCGUGCGAGGACAGAGCCCUCACCGUUACUGGAGUCGGCUACCCUUUCGCUGUGGUCCUUAGGCUAAGAGUGCUACAGAUAGUGUGCGGAAUCUCUGCCCUGGUCAUGGGAGCGGUGGCUUUCAUAGAAGAGCGGGGAAGACUUCACCUAGGACUGGGCAUGCCAGCUGGAGUUUUGACAGUAGCAGCUGCUGCCAUGAGUAUCCACACGAGUAGGGGUUUCAGUGGAUACACUUCACCGUCAUGCGUUCCUCCCCUGAGCCUCUUCAGGUUCCUCGGACCCUCGGUCCGCGUGGCCGUCCCCCUGACUCUACUGUGGACGUCCUCCGUGGCCCUGCACCUGGUGGUCUUCGCCUUCUGUCUGGGCUCGCUCUUCGUCAGCUCACAGACUACAGUGAUCGCCUCGGUGCUCAUGCUGAUAUCCGUGCUGAGCCUGACAGCUAUUGCAUUGGUGUUGAGGAUAGAUUGUCGCUACGACCCGGACUGACCGGGGAUGGCCUCGGAUGCCGGACACACAGUCCCGGCCAUCAGCGUAGUCGGCCUGGGUCCUGACCGGCCUGGCAGAGUGGCCUGGCAGGUCUGAGAAGAAGAGGGAUGGGGGAGAACAGGGUAUUUGAACCAAAACUUUGAUAACACACUAAUCUAACACCAUGCUGAGCUCAGCUGCUCUUAAGUGACACUACCUUAUAUUAAACCAUGGUAUAAUGCAAUGAAUAAUACAAUUUUUUUCUAUGUUGAACGCCCUUAUAAACAUACACAAAAAGAAGUAUGUUCUUAGAAAUAUACCAGUUAAUAGAAAAAUCGGAAUUAAAUCAAGGUCGAUUUAUUCAUGGUAUUGAAUUUAAGAUUUAUUUUUAAUGAUUUCUAAUAAAAUGUAAUCCUGUCAUAAAAAAUGCUUUUGAAAUAAAACAAGUAAUCUCUACUUAACGCAUGAGUUAAAUUCUCACAGAUCUUGGAGAGAAUAAACUUGAGCAGAAAACUAAUAAAAUAACAGGAAAAACUAAACGAGUACAUUGAUCAAUAUGCAUACCUGAACAAUCUAUAUUGAAAAUUACAGAGCUAGAACACUUGUUUAUUUAGAAUGUGUAUAACAGAAAAAUAAAGGAAUUAAAUGACAGUCCUUUGAAUAUUUCUUUUACUCAAGGGAAGAACUAUUAUUGCAAAGUUCCCUUUCCCAAGUGAUAAAGAGAAAAAGAGGUUCAUUAUUUUACCAUCAACUCAUCUUGAGUCUUGAAUGCUAAUGUACCAAACACAUUAAAAUAAAAAAUGGAAUGUUUUGUUUUACGAGAAAUCAUUGAGGAUGAUAUUACACAUUUCAUCCAUAAGGAGAAAUCAUAAACAGGCAUAAAUAUCUACUUGUGAAAAAUAGGGGUUUUAUGCUUGUAAACAUAUCUUUUGAGGGUACGUUAAAGGCUUUGCAUAUAGCGAUUUUUUACUGUAAUAAUGUGCUAAUAUAGGAAAAUCAGAUGAAUGGGUAAACCUAAGAAAAUGUACAUAACUCUAUUUUUACUAUCACAUUUAGAAUCUAUUAACUUUCUAUGUAUCUCAUCUUGUUUAAA